AGCGCGUAAGGGCCAGGCUUGUUAUAAGUCAACUCGAUCCACAGCCGGUGCCCAAGACUUCCUCAUCUCCUACACCUAGGACAUCCUCGUCCACCGAUUACCCGAUCAUGUCCAUUCUACGGCCAGCAACACCCGGCUUCAUCGUCACACUCAUCGCAACUAUUCUUCUCGCGGUCGUCUCCUUCGGUGUCCCACUCCUCAAAUCCAUCUACUUCCUCAAAGCAUCUCUCGCCGUCGAGGGCAUCAGCGGAAACAUCACAUUUGGCACUCUCGGAUACUGCAUAGAAUCAUCUGCAAUCUCGACCUGCUCAAAUGCCACAGUUGGUUACGAGCUCGACAUCAACCAACUCGUAGGAAACAAUCUCCCCGUCCAGAUCCCAGAGGUGCUCGUAAAAUGGGUUACUUAUGCCCUCGUCCUCCAUAUCGUCGCUUUCGGCCUCGCAGCCGUCUCUGCCAUAUUUGGUCUCCUCGCCCACGUCCGUGAGAUGUCCAUGACCUGCUUCAGCAGCUGUAUCUCCGGCUUUGGCGCCGUCGUCGCCCUCCUCGCCUUCAUAUUCGAUCUUGUAUUUUUCUUUGUCGCCAAAUCUCGUCUCAACAGCGUCCAAGGUGGAUCCGCAUCCAUAGGCAACGCCGUCUGGCUCACUCUCGCAGCCUGGGUCCUCUUGUUCUUCAGUGGCUGCUUUUACACUGUCGGAAGAUGCUGCAUCCGGAGGCGAUCUCGCAACGACUAUGGUAACAAUGAGGGUCCCAACAAUGCCAACAAUGGCUACGGCGAGCAGCUGCGCCUUGAUGCUGUCAAAGCCGAGGCUGAUCGCAAACAACGUCAGCAACAGGCAGAGAAGGGUCUCCCUGCGUUCCAAGAAUACGAUCCGGCUCAGCCGCUCAAGCGUGCCUCUGCUGAGGAUAUGUACCUCGAGGAAGAGGACUCCGUUCCGUAUCGCGACAACCAAAGCGCAACUACCGCUGGCGCCGCCGGGGUAGGCGCAGCUGGCCGUCGUCAGAGCCAGUCAGGCUAUGCCGGAGGUGGAUAUCUGCAAGCGCCUGCUGGAACUCGCGCUGUCGACGAGUAUAACAACACAUCGUACCCCCCUCGGCCCUCUCGACAGGCAAGCUCACACACUCAGCACACACAAAGCGCUUCAAGCUACUAUGCUACCCCGGCACCUCCCGCAGGCCCGUAUGGAGCGCCCGGAUCGCGUCCAAUCACGGCAUAUAGUACAACACCCAGCAACUAUCCUCAGGUUGACCCGUAUGCUGCGCCUUACGGGCAUGCUCAGGCAGGCUCCUCAGCAUUCAGCGCACCCCCUCCGCAGCCCACAUCGUAUGCAAUAUACGAUCCUUACGGCACCCGCAGUCCUCCUCCCCAGCAGCAGCACUACCAGGAGCCCUCAUUUAACCCAGACACCUACAACACAACCGCCGCGAUGGCCUCGCCUCCGCCCCAGCAGCGCAACUCGUAUGCAGACCCGUACGGCGUGCAAAACCACCAGCAACAGCCGGAUCGCGGCUACACCGUCGGCGGGUCCGGCUACGGCGGCAACACCGUGCCGCCGCUGAACGAGUACGCUCAGCACCCGCAGUCCCCCCAGCAGGACAACUCGUACUUCCCGCAACGCUACGCUUCACCACCGGCACAGGUAGCGUCGCCGCCUGGGCUGCACACGGCGGACCUUGGCGUCGCACCGCCAUCUAACUUUAGUCCUACGAAGCCCAGGGGCCCACGGACGAGCAUAAUCGCAUCGUCUUCGUCGCCGUCUCACGAUGACGACCUUCCGCCCGAUUACGCGUCGGGCCCCGUUCAUCCUCCGGGCGAGUGGGCGUCGAAAGGCGGCGGGUUCCAUUAAGCCUUUACUAAUAUCUUGUUAUUCACUUAGUUACCACUUACCCGUCGUACUCUGUUUAUGCACCGGACAAUCUAGCUAUUUUACUGAUCGGACAGUCGUAUAGCACUGCAUCUCAUGGCGUUGUGUAUAUAUUGAUUUGUUUUCUUAUACCCUUGUAUGGGAAAAGACAUAAUGGUAGUCGUUUUUGACGCCAAAC
This is a messenger RNA of Coniophora puteana RWD-64-598 SS2, 2040 nucleotides long. RefSeq names its product pali-domain-containing protein. Gene Ontology annotation, cellular component: growing cell tip; plasma membrane; cell division site. The transcript is spliced from 3 exons. The record is from RefSeq and is a predicted model, not a curated record. NCBI's taxonomy places the organism in Eukaryota, Fungi, Basidiomycota, Agaricomycetes, Boletales, Coniophoraceae. The coding region runs from base 108 to 1844 and encodes 578 amino acids.